This is a messenger RNA of Saccoglossus kowalevskii, 1734 nucleotides long. Its product is annotated as polypeptide N-acetylgalactosaminyltransferase 13-like. NCBI's taxonomy places the organism in Eukaryota, Metazoa, Hemichordata, Enteropneusta, Harrimaniidae. Gene Ontology annotation, molecular function: polypeptide N-acetylgalactosaminyltransferase activity. Gene Ontology annotation, cellular component: Golgi apparatus. The record is from RefSeq and is a predicted model, not a curated record. Gene Ontology annotation, biological process: protein O-linked glycosylation.
AUGCCAAGUUUUCAGAAGGUACCGGAAAGCCAGAAAGACGUGAACUUGGAUGGUGUCAAAUAUGCUCCCCGACAAAAAAGGAAGGAAACUGGAAUAGAAGGUAGUUCGGUAUCAUUACAAAUUUCUGAUGAAGAACAGAAUCAUGUUCAGCCGGAGACCAUGCACCGAGUACAAAAUCUAGAUGUGACAACAGCACCUCGUAAUCCCAAGGGACCAGGAGAGUAUGGUGUGUCCGUGAUAACGAGGCCAGAGGACGAGGCUAAGGUAAAGACUGGCUGGAAACACGCCUCCUUCAAUGAAUUCGUCAGUGACAUGAUAUCUGUAGAGCGAGCUAUUCCAGAUGUAAGACCAGAAGAAUGCCAAGACAAACUGUAUUCGGACAGUCUUCCUUCUACAAGUAUCAUAAUAUGUUUCACGGAAGAGUCUUGGUCAACGUUGGUUAGGAGUGUACAUAGUGUCAUCAACCGAUCUCCACCACAACUCAUCAAGGAAAUCAUAUUAGUCGAUGAUUUUAGUUCCAGAGAAUACCUAAAAGCUCCAUUGGAUAAAUAUAUGAAGAGGUUCCCGCAGGUUAAAAUUUUACGUCUUGAAAAUCGAGAAGGUUUGAUCCGUGGUAGACUCCGUGGCACGGAGAUCGCACAGGGAGAGGUUUUGACGUUUCUAGACUCUCACAUCGAGUGUGGCGUUGGUUGGUUAGAACCUAUGCUGCAGAGAAUUAAAGAAGACCGUAGGAACGUGGUAGCGCCAAUGAUCGACGGGAUUGAUGCCACAAAAUUCAGCUAUGCUGCCUCCAAUCUUAUACGUGGUGGUUUCUCGUGGGAGAUGCAGUUCAAGUGGAAACCGAUACCGGAUUAUGAAAUGAAAAGACGAAAAGAUGAAACAUGGCCGAUAAGGUCACCGACGAUGGCAGGAGGUCUGUUUGCUAUUGACAAAAGUUAUUUUUUAGAAAUUGGUACAUACGAUCCGGGAUUAGAAAUAUGGGGAGCUGAAAAUCUGGAACUUUCUUUCAAGAUAUGGAUGUGUGGAGGUAACCUUGAAAUGAUUCCAUGUUCCCAUGUUGGUCACGUGUUCCGUGCCAGUCAGCCAUACAAAUUCCCCGAAGGAAACAUAAAAACGUUUAUGCGCAAUAACAUGCGUGUGGCCGAAGUCUGGAUGGACGAAUACAAGGACAUAUUUUACGCACUCAAACCCCAGCUGAAGGGAGAAGACUAUGGUGACGUCACUGAAAGGAAAGAACUUAGAGACAGACUUCAAUGUCAUGAUUUUAAGUGGUAUCUUCAGAAUAUCUACCCGGAGUUGCCAAUACCCGACCUCAAAGUUCAAGCAAGGGGAGAGCUUAGAAACCUUGGUAAGAUUGGUUACUGUAUGGACACGAUGGGUGCUAAUGCCAUGUGCGCACAUCCAUGCCAUGGAAUAGGACAUAAUCAGAUGUUCUCAUUUUCCUGGCAACAAAAGAUUUGGUUCGGCGAGCUCUGUUUAACAUCGUCCCCGUAUCAAAGGGCCUCUAUUCAACAGAUAUUUGCAAACCAGUGUAACUCACCCAGAGUGAUUCACUGGCAACACACAGUGAAUGGUAAAAUGAUGGACACAAAAACUGGAAAAUGUUUAGACAUUGGGACUGAUCAGAAAUUCCUAAUCCUGAAGACUUGUGAGAAUAGUGCCACGCAGAAUUGGAAAUGGGGAAUGUACUUUGACAGAGAUGGAAACAAAAUAAACGAACUGCCAGUGAUGUAA